This is a messenger RNA of Pygocentrus nattereri (red-bellied piranha), 1570 nucleotides long. It is a transcript of the gene kdm8, whose product is annotated as lysine (K)-specific demethylase 8. NCBI's taxonomy places the organism in Eukaryota, Metazoa, Chordata, Actinopteri, Characiformes, Serrasalmidae. The coding region runs from base 297 to 1505 and encodes 402 amino acids. Gene Ontology annotation, molecular function: histone H3K36 demethylase activity. The record is from RefSeq and is a predicted model, not a curated record. Gene Ontology annotation, cellular component: nucleus. The transcript has 7 exons.
UUUUAAUGCGGCAGUUGAUGUAUUCAGGGCGGCUUAGCCGAUGUGCUGUCAUGUUUGACGCUGUUUUUUUUUUUUAAUUUAAAAUAAACUUUAGGCAUUACGUCGCUGCGAAAAGAUGGUUUUAAGUCCAGUAGUCUGACUUAACGUGCGCGUGUCCCUGCUCGUUCUGCAGUGACGUUAAUGCCGUUCACGGUAAACACAGCGGGUCGGCCGGUCGGUCGGGUUUAAAAUGUGAGCGAACUUCGAAAUAAACACCGCGGCUUGGACUUCCCAUUAACUGUAAAACGCCGUGAGUCAUGGCUGAAGUGUGGAGGGACGUGCGGGCGCUGCUGCCCGCCGCUCAGCCGGAGUUCCCUCUGGUCUUCAGCGAGGCGGUUGAAGCGAGUGUGCUGGCCCUGCUGGAGCUGAGCAGAGAGCAGCUGUACCGGGCGUCUGACCCCCGUGCCGAGACCGCCCAGGCCAUCGUCGACUACGCCUGGGAGAAGCUCAACACAGGAACCUGGCGAGAUGUGGAUAAAGAGUGGAGGCGUGUUUACUCCUAUGGGUGCCUCUUCAAAGUUGUUGGGAUGUGUAAUGGAGAUGCAUCUCAAGCCAAGAUCCAAGCGGCCAUAAGCACGUGUGAUAUGGGUUUGCUGAUGGGGGCCUCCAUUAUGGACAAUGUUCUCCAGAGACUCGUGGCUGUUCUGAAAAAUAAAGUGAAGAUGCAGCUUCCCAGCAAAGCGGAAGACCAGCCCUGCCCCAAGAAACUCAAGAGGAACGUUACGCCAGAGCUCCAAAUUGAUGCUGCAGUGUCAGUACCGAGAGUUAAGUGUCCGGCUCUGGAAAGCUUCAGAUCAGAUUUUCUGGUGCCCCAAAAGCCAGUCAUACUGGAAGGAAUAAUUGAACACUGGCCUGCCUUCAGAGAGCACAUGUGGAGCAUAGACUACCUACGAGUAGUGGCAGGCUGCCGCACUGUUCCUGUGGAGCUGGGAUCUAGAUACACUGACGAAGAGUGGUCACAGAAGCUCCUCACAGUAAACGAAUUCAUAGACCGCUAUAUUAUGGAUGAAGCAGCUGCUGGUCUGGGAUACUUGGCUCAGCACCAGUUAUUUGAUCAGGUGCCAGAGCUGAAAGAAGACAUCCGUAUCCCUGACUACUGUUGUCUUGGAGAGGGAGAUGAAGAUGAUAUCACGAUUAAUGCUUGGUUUGGACCAGGCGGGACUGUCUCUCCUCUGCAUCAAGAUCCACAGCAAAACUUUCUGGCUCAGGUGGUUGGGAAGAAAUACAUCCGUCUCUACAGUCUCGAGCAAACAGAAAAUCUGUAUCCGUAUCAGUCUCAGCUCCUGCACAACACCAGCCAGGUGGAUGUCGAGAAUCCAGAUGUGGUGCAGUUUCCAAACUUCAUGAAAGCGUCUUAUCAGGAGUGUGUGCUUCAACCUGGUGAAGUCCUUUUCAUUCCCAAACAGCACUGGCAUUAUGUGCGCUCCUUGCAGCUCAGCUUCUCUGUUAGUUUUUGGUGGUCUUGAUAAUGUGUUCCUAUUAAAUGUUCCAACUUUGUGCUCAGGAUUAAUAAAUACUGUGAGUGCUAAAU